Molecule: messenger RNA, 780 nt
Organism: Brugia malayi
Lineage: Eukaryota; Metazoa; Nematoda; Chromadorea; Rhabditida; Onchocercidae
Exons: 7
Coding region: 1-780 (259 amino acids)
Biological process (GO): maturation of 5.8S rRNA; maturation of LSU-rRNA
Cellular component (GO): preribosome, large subunit precursor; nucleolus
Source: RefSeq, a predicted model, not a curated record
AUGCCACAAAACGAGCAUAUCGAACUUCAUCGUAAACGUCAUGGACGUCGAUUGGAUUAUGAGGAAAGAUUAAGGAAACGUAAUGCUCGAGCCGGACAUGAACAUUCUCAAUAUGCGAAGAAAAUCCGUGGUCGCAAGGCUAAAUUGUAUCACAAAAAGCGGUAUGCUGAAAAGGUAGAAAUGCGGCGGUUGUUACGACAACAUGAGGAGAAAAAGCAAACAGGAACAAGCGAAGAACCUGAAAGAGGUGUAGUACCAGCAUAUUUGUUAGACAGGAAACAACAAACAACCGGUAAAGUACUGUCAUCGAUGAUCAAGCAGAAACGAAAAGAAAAAGCGGGUAAAUACCAAGUACCUAUACCAACGGUUAAAGCAGUCAGUGAUGCAGAAGCUUUCAAAGUAGUGAAAACUGGUAAAACUCGUCGGAAAGGAUGGAAACGUAUGGUUACAAAAGUUACUUUUGUUGGUGAAUCAUUUACGAGAAAGCCGGCAAAAUUUGAACGAUUCAUUCGACCGAUGGGUUUGCGAUUCAAAAAGGCUCAUGUAACACAUCCAGAGUUACAAACUACAUUUCAAUUACCUAUUGUUGGAGUGAAGAAAAACCCUUCUUCCUCACUGUACACAUCACUGGGAGUUAUUACAAAAGGAACGAUCAUUGAAGUAAAUAUAUCGGAACUUGGUGUGGUUACUCAAGGCGGUAAAGUAGUAUGGGCAAAAUAUGCUCAAGUAACAAAUUGCCCUGAAAAUGAUGGCUGUAUUAAUGCUGUAUUAUUGUUGUGA